UAAAUAGUCAUAAAAAAUAUAUUUUUAAUGUGUAUAAAAAUUGUAUAAAACAAAACUUUUUUAAGCUUUGUGAGAAAAGGAAAUUUGUUAUUCUGAUUAAACCUAACCUCUAAACAAAGUGUUAUACAAUGGCGUUAACAAUGUCAAAAACUCUUUUCCAAAAUCGCUCGACAAUAAUCACUCGAGCUUUGAGUUCUUCGAGCUCGUGUUUACAUCUGCAGCGUGACAGUGUUAUGAACGUUUUCGACAGAAAUGCGAAACUUCUGCAACGAGAACGAGCUGCUCGAGCGUCCAAUGUCAAAUUGUAUGAUUACCUUAAAGACGAAGUGGGCUAUCGUUUGGCUGACAGAAUUUUCGAUAUAAAGAGAGAAUUUAAAACUGCUCUUGAUCUUGGCUGUGGUAGAGGUCAUGUUGCAAAAAAUAUUUUGCGUGAAUCUGUAGAAAAAUUAAUUCUUAUUGACAUGUGUUCAAGCUUUGUUGAACAAGCUGAAUCAAUGCCGGAUCUAGUCGUAGAGAGAAAAGUUAUGGACGAAGAAAAUUUUGUGUUCGACGAAAACAGUUUAGAUCUUGUCGUUAGCUGCUUAAGUUUGCAUUGGGUUAACGACCUUCCUGGUUGCUUCAGUAGAAUCAUUCAUAGCUUGAAAAAUGACGGAGUCUUCAUGGCAGCGAUAUUUGGUGGAGACACUUUAUAUGAAUUGAGAAGUUCUCUUCAGUUAGCAGAACUUGAAAGAGAUGGUGGCAUAUCACCUCACAUUUCGCCAUUUACUCAAAUUAGAGAUAUUGGAAGCUUGUUGAACAGAGCAGGAUUCACAAUGUUGACAAUAGAUACGGACGAGCUGGUCAUUGGUUUUCCUUCCAUGUUCGAACUCAUGUGGGAUUUGAAAGGAAUGGGCGAGAGUAAUGCAGCGAGAAAUCGAAAACUGCAUCUAAAACGUGAAACUAUGAUUGCCGCAGCAGCAAUAUAUGAAGAAUUAUAUGGAAAAACCAAAGAUGAUGGGUCGACUUACGUACCGGCAACUUUCCAGAUAAUUUACAUGUUGGGCUGGAAGCCAGACCGUUCUCAACCAAAACCAUUGGAAAGAGGCACCGGCGAAAUAUCGCUCAAAGACUUGUAUAAAUUAGAUCAAAUAAUUCGUGACAAAAAGAAAAUAAAGCUCACUGACGAAGAUAACUAAUUUCAGAAAAGUUCAGUUAAAAAAAUACAAUGUAAACAUCAUUAAGUUUUAUAUAAAUUUAUUCAUCAAAUAA
This is a messenger RNA of Venturia canescens, 1248 nucleotides long. RefSeq names its product arginine-hydroxylase NDUFAF5, mitochondrial. Gene Ontology annotation, biological process: mitochondrial respiratory chain complex I assembly. The record is from RefSeq and is a predicted model, not a curated record. The coding region runs from base 129 to 1175 and encodes 348 amino acids. Gene Ontology annotation, cellular component: mitochondrion. Lineage: Eukaryota; Metazoa; Arthropoda; Insecta; Hymenoptera; Ichneumonidae. The transcript has 4 exons.